Molecule: messenger RNA, 1413 nt
Organism: Hyposmocoma kahamanoa
Lineage: Eukaryota; Metazoa; Arthropoda; Insecta; Lepidoptera; Cosmopterigidae
Product: putative serine protease K12H4.7
Exons: 1
Coding region: 35-1384 (449 amino acids)
Biological process (GO): proteolysis
Molecular function (GO): dipeptidyl-peptidase activity; serine-type exopeptidase activity
Source: RefSeq, a predicted model, not a curated record
UUUAUAUUUUGUAAAUGGAAUUGUAUUCCCGAUCAUGGGCGGACUAAAAUUUUUUGAUCAUCAUAAACGUGCUGAAAAAUAUUUCAAUAUGUCGAAAAUCGAGCUGAGGUUGAUCAAACAACCCGUAGAUCACUUUAAUGAAACAGAGACCAGAACUUGGAUGAUGAGUUACGCUCAAAAUAUGGAAUUUUACCAGCCAAAUGGACCAAUUUAUUUACUAAUUGGCGGCGAAAUGCCACUCUAUAAUCAAAUGGAUUCCCUGUUCGACGGGUUGGUUAAUAAUCUUGCCAAAGAAACUAACGGAGCCUUGAUAAUGUCAGAACAUAGAUAUUACGGCAAAAGUUUGCCGUUCCCUGAGUUAGUCACAGAUAAUAUGAAAUAUUUAAGUUCGCAGCAGGCUCUUGCUGAUUUAGCAACACUACUGAAGUACUUGAAAUCAACGUUUCUGUCCGAGAAGUCUGCAAGUCCGAAAGUAGUAGUAGUUGGUGGAUCAUACGCGGGAAAUUUAGCUGCCUGGAUGAAAUUGGUCUAUAGUGAUUUAGUAGACGCAGGUAUUUCAGUAAGUGGACCUGUGUUAGCUACGAAAAAUUUUUUUCAAUAUAUGGAGAUUGUUUUUAAGGAUUUUUUACAACAUGGCAGUCCGGAAUGCUACGAUAAAAUAAAGGAGAUAUUGAAAAAUUAUGAAACCUUGCUUAGUACUCCUGAAGGUAUAGAAGAGCUUAAAAGACAAGAAAAAAUUUGCGAUUAUAGUGACAUGACUAAGAAAGAAAACAAGCAACAGUUUAUCUUACAUAAAUUAUACAUUUUGGCCAAAAUUGCUCAAUAUUCAGAAAAUAUUGACGAGUUUAAAGAAGAAUGUGAACGAAUGUUAAAUACUUCUAGAAUAGAAUUUUUGUUUAAUGAAAAAAAUCAGCCCCAAGAUUGUUACGAUAUUAACUUCUACAAGUCCCUUAAAAACUGGGAGCCGUACAUGAUAUCUUGGAUGUACCAGACGUGUACUGAAUUUGGAUUCUUUCAAACAUUGGAUUAUAAUAAUCAACCGUUUACACAUAAUUUGCCGUUAGAGUACUAUAUUGAGAUUUGUACAACACUAUUUGGGUUUGAUUUCGAUGAGAAAAGAGUUGAUAAAGGAGUUAAGGCAACCAAUGCUUUGUAUGGAGGUCGUCAACCGAAUAUUACCAAAGUCGUGUUUGUUAACGGCGAUGUAGACCCUUGGCACUCUUUGAGUGUGUUAAAAGACCUGUCUGAUGAGGCUCCAGCAAUUUUAAUCCCAAAUUCAUCACAUUGUAAAGUCUUGCAUCGAGACACAGAGCAGGAUUCUAAUGAAAUGAGAGAAGCCAGAAAAAAAGUCAAAUCAUUGAUAAAAUCGUGGAUAGGAUUGUAAUUUUUAUAAUUUAAUAAAACUCUAUUUAA